This is a messenger RNA of Symbiodinium necroappetens, 603 nucleotides long. The record is from the annotation of a GenBank genome assembly. Lineage: Eukaryota; Dinophyceae; Suessiales; Symbiodiniaceae.
AUGGCUAUGCUGCGCGGCUUGCUUGUUCUGAUGGCAAUUGCCUCUUCGGAGAUUGCCUUCCCCAUUGAGGAUGACAGCAGCGUCAUGAUGCUCCAGGUGAGGGCAAAGCGGGUCGACAAUCAGACAAACCAAAGCUACCACCCGGACAGCCAGACGAAUCAAAGCUAUCAUCCCGAGAAGAUGGAGAAGCACUACCACCACCAUCAUCAUCAUGGCAGCGGCCUUCACUAUCCCACGAAGCCGUGUCUUCCCCCGAUAUGCAAGCAUCAGGACACAAAGGGCCGCUGCGAAUCCGCAGGUUGCGACUGGCAUGACUUCGCUUCCUCGUUUAGCUACGACGGGACAUGCAGCGGGUAUGCUUAUCAUUUCGACGAUCCGGAUGCCACCAGUCAUUCAUGCUACAGUUUUUUUGACAAGCACAAGUGCCUGGCGACCAAUGGAUGUCGUUGGGAGACAAAUUCCUGGAGUUCAAACGGGAUUUGCGAUGGGGAGUCUCGCUUGUAUUGUGGCGGUCAGUGGUCGGCGGACCCAUGUUACCGCCAUGGCUGUCACUGGGACGAGGGCCUUCAUCAAGAAUGGCUGAGACACUGGCCACGCCGUUGA